Lagopus leucura (white-tailed ptarmigan) is the source of this 1102-nucleotide messenger RNA. It is a transcript of the gene PDCL3, whose product is annotated as phosducin like 3. The record is from RefSeq and is a predicted model, not a curated record. The transcript is spliced from 6 exons. Gene Ontology annotation, biological process: positive regulation of gene expression; angiogenesis; protein folding. Lineage: Eukaryota; Metazoa; Chordata; Aves; Galliformes; Phasianidae. The coding region runs from base 72 to 794 and encodes 240 amino acids. Gene Ontology annotation, cellular component: cytoplasm.
UCCGCGCCGCGCACGCCGGGACUGGCCCUGCCCUGCGCCGCCGCUCUCCGGGCCGCGGUCCCGCAGGCAAGAUGCAGGACCCAGAGAAAGACACCGAGUGGAAUGACAUCCUGCGCAAGAAAGGUAUCCUUCCUCCAAAGGAAAACAGAGAAGAGCAGGAGCGUGCAAAGGAAGAGGAGCAGCUUGAAAUCCUUCAGAAAUCUCUUGUGAAAACGUAUGAGGACAUGACUCUGGAGGAGCUAGAAGAAAACGAGGAUGAAUUUAAUGAAGAAGAUGAGAAAGCUAUUGAAAUGUACAGACAGCAAAGAUUAGCAGAAAUGAAAGCAGCUCAAAUGAAGAAUAAAUUUGGAGAAGUUCUGGAGAUUUCAGGAAAGGAUUAUGUUCAAGAGGUUACGAAAGCUGGGAAAGGUAUAUGGGUAGUCCUGCACCUCUACAAACAGGGAAUUCCACUCUGUGCCUUAAUAAACCAACAUUUAAGUGGACUUGCGAAGAAGUACAGAGAUGUGAAAUUCAUCAAAGCUAUCUCUACCACCUGCAUACCCAACUAUCCUGAUAAGAAUCUGCCUACGAUAUUUGUCUACCUUGAAGGAGACAUCAGAGCUCAGUUCAUUGGGCCUUUGGUGUUUGGUGGCAUGAACUUGACGAGGGAUGAACUGGAGUGGAAGAUCUCAGAGUCAGGUGCCAUCAAGACAGACCUUGAGGAGAACCCCAGGAAACAGAUCCAGGACCAGCUCAUGUCCUCCAUUAGGGCAUGUGUCCAAACCAGGGGAGAGAGUGACUCAGAGGAUGACUAACUCCUGCAUCAGCAUCAGGAUUGAUACAGUACACUUGCAGCCAGUGUUCCUGCCUAAAAGACUGGAGGUGCUCAUCAAGAUCUUCCUGAACCCCAAAAGUGGAACAUUUCAAGACAGCCAUUUAUCUAGAAAUUUAAAGUCGGUGUUUUUUUGAUUUUGGUGAUGUGGGUAUUUUUCCUGAAAAAAAAUUAAUGCAGCUUUGAGAUCAUGAGAUUGAGAGCAUUGAGAUCAUGAAAGACUUUUUAUAUUACAAAGCCUGAGUAAAUCUUACUCCAAGUUUUAAAAUAUAGGUAUUGGUAGAUACAAAA